Messenger RNA from Phymastichus coffea, 3366 nucleotides. RefSeq lists its product as uncharacterized. The transcript has 3 exons. NCBI's taxonomy places the organism in Eukaryota, Metazoa, Arthropoda, Insecta, Hymenoptera, Eulophidae. The record is from RefSeq and is a predicted model, not a curated record. Gene Ontology annotation, molecular function: nucleic acid binding. Bases 1 to 3366 code for a protein of 1121 amino acids.
AUGACGAGGUUGAAGCAGCCAACUUUCGUGCGCAACUCGAUCAACUUCGUGCCGACAACGAGCGACUCAUUCAGCAACUCGCCCAACAGCAGCAGCAACAACAGCAGCAGCAGCAGCAGAAUGGAGCGCUUGCAGCAGGCCUCACAGCAAGCGGUGCGCUCGCCCAGGCUAACCUCAUCCCCGCGCCAGCAGUUCAUCGGGUUACUGUCAAGCUACCACCAUUUUGGUCCGAUCGACCAAGCAUGUGUUGUUGCGCAAGCGGAUUCCCAAUUCUUCAUCUCAAACAUCCACAACGAAGUAACGAAAUUUCAUUAUGUUGUUUCGCAAUUGGAAACGCGCGUUGCUGUGGAAGUCGAAGAUAUCAUUAGCAAUCCUCCUAACGAGACUCCAUACACAUAUUUACGCAGCAAACUCAUUGAGCGUCUGUCUGCUUCAGAAGAGCAGCGUGUGAAGCGUCUGAUCAGUGAGGAGGAACUUGGCGACCGUAAACCUUCGCAGUUCCUUCGCUAUCUUCGCACGCUCAUUGGCACGACGAUCAUUCCGGAUAACCUAUUGCGUCAAUUUUGGCUCCAGCGCCUUCCGUCUUACGUCCAGGCGAUCAUCACUGCGCAAAUAACUGCCCAACCUGCUUUGACCCUCGAUAAUCAAUCUGAUAUCGCUGACAAAAUUAUCGAGGUAUCACCGGCAACUCCUCUAUCCAUCAGAGCUGCAUCGUCGUCAACUUCCGUCGAGCAAGAGUCGUCGCAUAGCGCGCUGAUUUGCGCCAUCGAGUCUCUGACCAAACAAGUCACAGAGCUUUCGACGCGUGAUUCUCACAGAAAUAAGAAUCGCAGCAACAGUCGUGGACGACAUCAACGCAGCCAGUCUAGGCAAGACUUGGGCUCGGAUUCUUCACGCCUCUGCUGGUAUCAUCACAAGUUCCAGGAAAGGGCGAAGAAAUGCAUUACUCCAUGCAGUUGGAAGCCGGGAAACGCCAACGGCAGUUCGGAAUUCAAAUGGAAGUUUGUUAUCGCCGACGUGGAUGUCCCAAUCAUCGGGUCUGAUUUCCUGUCGCACUUUCAUUUGCUUCCUGAUUGUCAAGCAAAACUGCUUAUCGAUGGUACCACCGGCUUACGAGCGGCCGCACACAUUCAGCAGAUUUUUCAGCUUAGUGUGAAAACUGUCGACAUAUUUGUUUCACCCGAAUUUUCAGCUAUCCUUGCUGAAUUUCCCGAUCUAACUCGUCCUUGUUGUAGGCAUCGCGAAAUUAAGCACAACACUGUCCAUUACAUUCGGACUACUCCGGGCCCGCCUGUUGCUAACGCCCCUCGACGUCUGGCUCCGGACAAACUCAAGAUUGCAAAAAAACAAUUCGACGACAUGAUCGAUUCUGGCAUUGCUCGUCCUUCCGAAAGCUCUUGGUCAUCAGCCUUACAUUUAGCUCCAAAAGGCAAGUCUGACUGGAGUCCUUGUGGCGAUUAUCGACAACUCAAUAGUCGAACGAUUCCGGAUCGUUAUCCUGUCCGUCACAUCCACGACUUUACCUGCAAUUUAGACGGUUGUAUUAUCUUCUCAAAAAUCGAUCUUGUUAAGGCUUAUAAUCAAAUCCCUAUUUUUAAAGACGACAUCUGCAAGACAGCCAUUAUUACACCGUUCGGUCUUUUCGAAUUUCUUUACAUGAUGUUCGGUCUUCGAAAUGCUGGUCAAAUCUUUCAGCGCUUUAUGGAUGAAGUUCUCCGUGGUUUAGACUUUUGCUACGACUACAUCGACGAUAUCUUGGUUUUCUCUCGUUCUAUCGAAGAACACAAACGUCAUCUACGUAUUCUCUUCGAUCGUCUUUCUCGUUACGGGCUCGUCAUGAACAUUUCCAAGUGUACAUUUGGUGUGCCGGAACUCGAUUUUCUUGGUUAUUCCGUAACUGGUGCCGGUAUCAAAGCUCCUCAAGAACGCAUCCCUGCCAUCCAAGAGUUUACUCUACCACAGACAGCAGAAGGCUUACGUCGUUUCCUUGGUAUGAUGGAUUUUUAUCCUAGAUUCAUUCCUCACGCAUCUCAAUUUGAAGCUCCCCUUCAUGACGCCAUCAGCAAACCGUUACUCAACGGUUCGCAAAAGGUUUCGUGGACUACCGAGCUCGAAAAUGCAUUUCAAGCUUGCAAAGACUGCCUCUCCUCGGCAACUCUUUUGGUCCAUCCUCGACUUGGUGUACCUUUAGGUCUCUUUACCGAUGUUUCAAACUUUGCUUUUGGUGGAUGUCUUCAGCAAUUUGUUGAUGAUUCUUGGCAGCCUCUCGCAUUUUUCUCCAAGAAAUUGACCGCUAAGCAGACAAAAUUACCGGCUUACUACCGGGAACUUCUUGCUAUUUACGAGUCUACACAACAUUUUCGACAUUUUCUUGAAGGUCAUCAUUUUACUAUUUUUACCGACCACAAGCCAUUGAUCUACGUUUUCCAGCAAAAACGCGAUAAGUUACCUCCUGUUCAGCGAAAUCAGAUCGCUUUUAUUUCUCAAUUCACUACGGAUAUCCAGCAUAUCAGUGGGACGAAGAACAUUGUAGCAGACACUCUCUCUCGCGUCGAGGCAAUCUCUAAACCAUUGGAUUACGAAGCACUGGCGAAAGUUCAAGAAAACGAUGAAGAGCUCAAGACUUUUCUCAACCAACCUACUUCUCUUCAACUCAAGAAGAUUGAAAUUCUUGGAUCCCGUACAUCUGAUUAUUUCGGAAUCAAGCACAAGCACACCACCAGUUGGCAUCCUUCAGCCAACGGGCAGGUCGAGUGUCUUCAUCGACCUCUCAAGGCUGCAAUUAUGGCUCAUGCUGACGUCGACUGGGUUGAAGCUCUUCCGCUUGUCCUCCUUGGUAUUCGUUCCGCAUUCAAGGUCGAUAUAGGGUCUUCUUCUGCUGAACUUGUCUACGGCGAACCUCUGCGUCUCCCAGGAGAGAUGUUGACAGCCCAAGCUCCAAAUCCUGAAGAUAUGCCAGUUUUCCUUGCCGCUCUUCGAGAGCACAUGGCUCGCCUCAGACCGACGUCAGCAUCAAGGCAUUCUAAACCAGGAACUUUCGUCUUCAAGGAACUCGAGCGCUGUACGCAUGUAUUUCUGCGCGAAGGGCCUGAACGACGAUCUCUUCAGCAACCAUAUCGAGGACCAUACGAAAUAAUCGACAGAAAUGACAAAAACAUGACUCUCAAAAUUAACAAUAUACCCAACACAGUUACUAUUGACAGAGUUGUCCCAGCUUUUAUUUUGAACGACGAUGAACCACCUCCACCACCUGCAUCUACGCCUACACUUGUUGCAAUGCCACCUCCAACUCAUCCGCCUCCAUUAACGCCACCGCCCGUACCACCAUCAUCAAAGCCUGAAGUCACAACCCGUUCUGGAAGGUGA